UGCAGAGCUGGUGCAGAGCCGCAUGAGAGGGGAGGACAGAGGAGCAGGAGGCAGAGGAGCAAGGGAGAGGGCUGGAGGGAAGAGGAAGCAUUAAGAAUCAGGAGGUAGACCAGCAGGCAGGAGCUCAAUGAACCAUUUCUCGAAUUCCAUGAACGCAAGAGGCAGUUUUCUUUUUUACAUGCAAUGCAUCUCCUCAAUGGCCAAGAAAACUCCGAGUGUUGCAUGCGGUUUUGUUGCGAUACAGAACAAGAUCCCUUUCCCUCGCGUGGGAAAGUUUGUGGGUCUUGAACGUUCUAUCUCUACCAGGAGCAGGCAAGUGCUGUACAGGACCUCAAGGCUUCGGUUGCACAGCAAAGUUUCGACCAACCCUGACGAAGUUCAUUUGCCAGUUCUUCUCGAGGAAGUGAAGUAAGCCUUCGAGGGCAGGAACUUGCGAUAUUUUAUUGAUGGCACCCUGGGUAUGGGCGGCCAUGCGGCCUCGCUCCUCGAGCAGCAUCAUGGUGCGCUUGAGAUGUACAUGGGCAUAGAUCAAGACCCGGAGGCGCUUGCGAUGGCGGGACGGCGACUAGAAAAGUUCAACCCGAAAGUGAAGCUAGUGAGAGGAAACUUUGCGGAGAUGAAGAGCAUCGCGAGUGCCAACGGCCUGGAGGAAAGAAGCAUUGACGGCAUCCUCCUGGACAUCGGGACUUCGAGCCUGCAGCUAGAUGACGCAGCUCGCGGGUUCUCCUUCAUGAGAGACGGGCCUCUUGACAUGCGCAUGGACCCCAACGGUCUGCUGACAGCUGCAGACAUCGUGAACAACUGGAGUGAGGAGGCGAUCGCGGAGGUUAUCUACCAAUACGGCGAAGAGAGGAAAAGCAGAUCGAUAGCCAAGAAGAUUGUCACUGCGAGGACUGAGAAGCCCAUCUCAACGACCCUGGUCUUGUGCCUCGCGUAUCCCCCGCAUGUCUCACCUCCUUGUCAGCAACUGUGCAAGAUCAUCGGAGGGCCGAGGUUCUCCAAGGGCAUCCACCCAUCCACCCUCACCUUCCAGGCCCUCCGCAUCGCCGUCAACAGGGAGCUGCAUGUGCUGACGCAUGUGCUUCCUCAGGCCAUGGACUUGCUCGCUCCGGGCGGGAGGUUGGCGGUGAUAAGCUUUCACUCCUUGGAGGACAGGAUCGUCAAGCAGACCUUCCGAGAUAGCGGGAGUUUUCGAUUGGUGACAAAAAGACCGAUCACAGCAACAACCGAGGAGACCAAGAAGAAUCCUCGCAGUCGUAGCGCAAAGCUUAGAAUCGUUGAGAAACUUUGA
Guillardia theta CCMP2712 is the source of this 1291-nucleotide messenger RNA. RefSeq lists its product as hypothetical. Gene Ontology annotation, molecular function: rRNA (cytosine-N4-)-methyltransferase activity. The coding region runs from base 461 to 1291 and encodes 276 amino acids. Gene Ontology annotation, biological process: rRNA base methylation. The transcript is spliced from 5 exons. NCBI's taxonomy places the organism in Eukaryota, Cryptophyceae, Pyrenomonadales, Geminigeraceae. The record is from RefSeq and is a predicted model, not a curated record.